Messenger RNA from Acanthochromis polyacanthus (spiny chromis), 4681 nucleotides. Its product is annotated as rasGAP-activating-like protein 1. The record is from RefSeq and is a predicted model, not a curated record. NCBI's taxonomy places the organism in Eukaryota, Metazoa, Chordata, Actinopteri, Pomacentridae. The transcript is spliced from 22 exons. Gene Ontology annotation, molecular function: GTPase activator activity. Gene Ontology annotation, biological process: regulation of GTPase activity; intracellular signal transduction; negative regulation of Ras protein signal transduction. The coding region runs from base 338 to 2803 and encodes 821 amino acids.
UCAAGAUGCCUGUCUGUAAUUACGCCUGAAGUAGCUCUACAUAUUCACCAGAUGGCGCAUUGUGUCAAAGAGGAGACGCUCCUAAGAGGACCAUGCUCAUCAGUUUAACAGAGGAGCUGAAGACGCGGUGAAGCUGCUUCCUCUCAUCACUGACCUGCUCCACUGACUGGACGGCACGCGCCCUUGAGUCGCGCGCUACUGGUGGGCUGUGCGCCGUCACGAGCUGAAGGUGUCAUGAAACGAAGAAAACUGAGUUGCGGAGGAGAACAGCUCUGUUUAUAAGAGCGCGUAUGGGAACAUAUAGGAGAACCCGGAUUAAUAGCUCACUCGACUGAAAAUGGCCAGAAACACAUCUCUUUAUUUUCGAAUUGUCGAGGGCAGGAACCUCCCGGCCAAAGACGUAUCCGGAACCAGCGAUCCAUACUGCAUAGUGAAAGUUGACAAUGAAGUUGUGGCCAGGACGGCCACAGUGUGGAAGAACCUUAAUCCUUUCUGGGGUGAAGAGUACACGUUGCACCUCCCAAUGGGGUUCCAUUCGCUCUCGUUCCAUGUCAUGGACGAGGACACGAUUGGACACGAUGAUGUUAUUGGAAAGAUUACACUGAGCAAAGACGCCAUCGGAUCUCAGGCUAAAGGGUUGGAUAGUUGGUUGAACCUGACUAGGGUCGACCCUGAUGAAGAAGUCCAAGGAGAGAUCCAUCUGAGUCUGGCGCUGCUGAAAGAUGCAGAAAAAUUCAGCCUACGUUGUCGAGUCAUUGAAGCCAGAGACUUGGCUCCAAGAGACAUUUCUGGAACCUCUGAUCCCUUUGCAAGAGUUCUUUUCAACAACCACAGUGCAGAGACCUCGAUCAUCAAGAAGACCCGUUUCCCUCACUGGGGAGAGACCCUGGAGCUGGAGUUGGAUCCAGAGGAGCUGAGCGAGGACAAUGCUGUUACUGUGGAGGUGUGGGACUGGGAUAUGGUGGGCAAGAAUGACUUUCUGGGAAAGGUGGAAAUCCCUUUUGCUUGUUUGCACAAGACACCUCUGUUAGAGGGCUGGUUUCGUUUGCUACCCUUGGGAAACAAUGAGGUCGACACUGGCGGUAAACUGGGAGCGCUGCGUCUGAAGGUGCGCUUGGUGGAGGAUCGGAUCUUGCCGUCGAUGUACUAUCAGCCCCUCAUUGACCUUCUAGUUGAGUCGGUAAUCUCCCCUGCAGAGGUGGAGGAUAGCAGUGCUCUGACCAUGCUGGAGGACGUGACCACAGUCGAGAGCAGGCAGGAUGUGGCGAUGACUCUGGUGAAGAUUUACCUGGGACAAGGCCUGGUGGUGCCCUUCCUGGAUUACCUUAAUACCCGGGAGGUCAACCACACUACUGAUCCAAACACUUUAUUUCGCUCCAACUCACUCGCCUCCAAAGCCAUGGAACAGUUCAUGAAGGCUGUUGGCAUGCUGUAUCUGCACGAGGUACUGAAACCCAUCAUCAAUCGCAUCUUUGAUGAGAAGAAGUACAUUGAGUUGGACCCAUGCAAGAUUGACUUGAACCGCACAAGACGAAUUUCAUUUAAGGGUGCAGUGUCAGAGGCAGAGGUGCGGGACAGCAGUGUGGAGAUGCUGCAGAGCUAUUUAACCAGCAUCAUUGAAUCAAUCGUGGGCUCGGUCGAUCAGUGUCCUCCUGUCAUGAGAGUGGCCUUCAAACAGCUGCACAAGAGAGUAGAGGAGCAAUUUACUGAGCCUGAGAAUGAGGAUGUAAAGUACCUGGCCAUCAGUGGAUUCUUCUUCCUGCGUUUCUUUGCUCCUGCAAUCCUCACGCCUAAACUGUUCCAGCUGAGAGACCAGCAUGCUGACACACGUACAAGCAGAACGCUGUUACUACUGGCCAAGGCACUACAAAGUGUCGGCAACUUGGGGCUCCAGCUGGGUCACGGAAAGGAGCAGUGGAUGGCGCCCCUUCACCCCAUCAUCCUGCGCAGUGUGGCCUCUGUCAAGGACUUCCUGGACAAGUUAAUCGACAUAGAUCAUGAUGUUGUGUCUGAAGUGCCUCAGAGGGCUGUAUUCAUGCCUUCAGUCACAGUCAAAGAGGGUUACCUCAACAAACACAAAGCAGAGGGACCCCAACUUCUGUCCCGCUUUGCCUUCAAGAAACGCUACUUCUGGCUGACAAGUGAGACGCUCUCUUAUGCCAAGACUCCUGAUUGGCAGGUGCGCUCUUCAAUCCCUAUUCAGUGUGUGUGUGCUGUGGAGAGGGUGGAUGAAAAUGCCUUUCAGCAGCAGAAUGUAAUGCAGGUCAUCACCCAGGACAACGAUGGACAGCUGCACACCAUGUACAUCCAGUGCAAGAAUGUGAAUGAACUAAACCAGUGGCUGUCUGCGAUCAGGAAAGUCAGCAUCGACAAUGAGCGCAUGCUGCCCUCUUUCCACCCGGGGGCUCAUCGCAGUGGCAAGUGGACCUGCUGCCUGCAGGCAGACCGUGCUGUUACAGGCUGCAGUAGAACCCACUCAGCUGUGACUCUGGGUGACUGGAGCGACCCGCUGGAUCCUGAUGUAGAGACUCAGACGAUAUACAAGCAGCUUCUCCAGGGCAGAGAUAAACUCAGGAAAAAAUAUGUGGAGGUGCCAGAUGUUGAUCAGACAUCGAGCAAUAAGGAAAAGAAGAUCAACUCUGACAUUCAUCCAGAUGGCGCCGAAUGCAACGCUCAGCUGACGAAGCCAGGUCAAAGUGUUGCUGCUCGACUGCUGGCGGUGAUAGAGGACCUGGAGCAGGCUCACACCACCUUCCAGCGCCGAGAGAAAGAGGACGCCACCAGUGUCAUUCUGAAGCCCUAGACUACACACGGACUGGGAUCCAUUAAUGCCCAGAGGGUGGGGGGUUGUGGGGUGGGUCGGGGCGUCCUGUACCAACAUCAUCAGCUAUUCCACUCUCCUGAUUGCCAGGAGGAAAAUGUGGCUGCACAGUACAACCUCUUCCAGCCUUUUACUACUUUCCCCCGCUGGCUGUAAAGAGCGGAGGGAAUUCUGCCACUUGUAAUCUUUUUGUAUUCUCUGAGUGCCACCGUCAACAGUGCCGGGGAGAGAUUAUGAAACUUGACGAUAAAGGGGCGCAAGGGACUUUGAAGCAUGAUCUGACUUUGAUAUUUUUUUUGUAGAUAACAAGCAAUCUGUUGCAUGGCCUGCAUCCACUUGUUGUGAAAUGUGAAAAGGAGCUUUUAUAUUUUGAGAUAUAUAUAUAUAUAUAUAUAUAUAUAAAGGACCUCAGUCACACAUUUUUAUGCAAAGAGCUUGUUGUAGUGUAAUCUACAGUACCUGAAGGUGAGGUGUUUUGAUACUGCUGUUAUCAACGUUUUGUAUUUUUUCUUUGAGGCAAUUUAUCACCAUGGCAGCAAUGUAGCAGUGACAUUAACAUUCCAAGUUUCUCCACCGUGAGAUUAUGAAAUGGUGGUGCACAUGCCACAGUAUAACACUGCCUUUUAAAGUGAGCAAAAUGAAUAUUAUGUUAUAUGUUGCUUUGGUCCCUUUAUACAAAACAAUGUGCUUUUGUUUGGUGCUAUGGCCAGCCAACUUAAAUGUUUGGUUCUGAUGUAAAUUGCAUAUUUAAAAUGUCCUGUUGUAGCCAUUCCUGAAGUCAUAUAGGUAAUAUUUACCUGUUAUUUGUAUAAUGUUCAUAUGUACAGAGAGUCAAUCUUCAAUAUAGUUGAGACAGCAGAAGUAACAAAAUAUAUGAAAUACUCCCAUUUGACUUUUCUUGAUAAUUUGGUGCCACUAGAUUUGGCUCACAAGUGUCAGGGUGGGUUUAAGAUGCCAAAUUUGCUUUUAAAAAUGUUAUUUAAAGCUUUGAAAUCAGUCAGUUUUCUUUAGUUAUCCAUUAGACACACAAACAAGCUGAAAAAUGUUCCCCGUUGAGCAAGUGUUGUUCAGUAUCUGUCCCUUAAACAGAGAAGGGCAGUGAUUGUAAUGAAAUCAGAUCUGUAAUCUCUGAGAUAACCUCAGCAGGUCGCUCUGCCUCUGGAGCUGUUUAGAUCUUAUUCUGGUUCAACUGUGUGGAAUAAACUACAGCACACAUGCCAAUAAUUUAACAAUGAACACGCUACUUUGAUCCAGUUAUUAUACACUACCGUUCAAAAGUUUGGGGUCAUCCAGACAAUUUCAUGUUUUCCAUGAAAACUCACACUUCUAUUCAUGUGCUAACAUAACUGCACAAGGGUUUUCUAAUAAUCAGUUAGCCUUUCAACACCAUUAGCUAACACAAUGUAGCAUUAGAACACAGGAGUGAUGGUUGCUGGAAAUGUUCCUCUGUACCCCUGUGGAGAUAUUCCAUUAAAAAUCAGCCGUUUCCAGCUAGAAUAGUCAUUUACCACAUUAACAAUAUCUAGACUGUAGUUCUGAUUAAUUUAAUGUUAUCUUCAUUGAAAAAAAACUGCUUUUCUUUCAAAAAUAAGGACAUUUCUAAGUGACCCCAUACUUUUGAACAGUAGUCUGUUUUGAUAUUUGCAGCUUUUCAAAAUUCAUUGAUUUGCCACUUGAGUCUUUUCAGAGUGAACAUCACUGACUUGUGAACUUCAUGUUCUCUAAAUGAGGACUCAUGUUGUGAAAAGAACAAAAAAACACACUGCCUGUACCUUAUUUUGCAAAUUCACCAUAAUGGUUUGUUCCAAGUGGAUUGUUACUGUGAACACAGCUGUAUUAUUCAAUAAACUUUUAAUUCAG